AUGGACAACACGCGAGACCUGGGAGUCAUUGCCGACAUGCAAUGCGGAGUCUUCGCUGCUAUCGAGCGAUUACGACCGCUGGGUUUUCCCCCAGGAUUUCCAUCUUCCUCAACCGAUGCUCAGUACGAUGAGCCCGCAAUCACGAUCCGCCAGUUCUCGGCCGGUCGUUCACACGUGCUCGCCCUUUCCGACAGUGGUCGGAUAUGGUCAUGGUACCAUGCAAAGAACCCGGCGUUACAUAUCAAGUUUGCGAAUGUGGACUUGAAAGACAUGACUCUGUCCGAGAAUUCGUCGAACAAAUCAUCGUCAUACGGAAAGGUGAGACAAGUUGUGGCUGGCUGGAGCCGCAGCUCGGCUUAUGUCCAUGGUUACGGCAUCGUGGUAUGGGACCCGGUUGAACGGGACCACGACGACGAGACGACAGACACAAUGCUGGUCCUGGAGAACGCAGAAGUACCGAGAACGGGGUAUCAGCGUGUCAAGGGAACUCGUGCCCAAUCCGACGAAGAGAAAGCACUUGGUGAAGAGGUUGGAGUUGUGUUGAACUACAUCAUCCUUGAGCAUUUUGUUUUAUUUGUUACGGAUUUGGGCAAAGUCUUCUGUGGCAGAUUCGAAGAAAAGCAUAAAGUGGACAACAUACUGGAGCUCCGAGCGUUGAGCAACGACACGGGAGAGGGUGUUGAUGUACAAGGAUCGUUCCGCCGGUUCGCGAUCUUCAAGAACAACGAAGUUAUCACAAGCGACCAAGGCUACCUCGAGGCUUGCUGGAACAACCAGCGCAGCAAUCCGCAAGAGAGUUUUGCGGAUGGCCUGAAGAAGAUUCCUGCGCUCCAGAAUAGUGGUGUCAUCUCCGUCGCUUUCGGUGAUUACCAUUAUCUGGCUCUCCACUCGAAUGGUGCAAUCACUUCUUACGGAACCGAGCUUCAAGCCUGCGGUGCUCUAGGCUUGGGAAGUGAGCAAGAUGACGAAGGGAAAGCCAGAGGUAUUGUGUAUGAGAGGUUCAAUCACGACGGCCGCCUCCUUCCACAUGCAUACACUCGUGGUCGCCAAGUCUGGUUUGACAGCACCAAGAAAGAAUGGAUCAACUAUCUAACGAAGGGUGGCAAAGAUCCCGAAGAAUCACAGGAGCGCUUGGAUCUGUUCAGGAAUUCGCACAAUGUUCAAGGAGAAGUCUCCGAGUGGAUCGAACAAGAGGGUAGAGCAUUGGAUCAGACGAAUAAAGGAGAUGAUGAACUGGGAGCUCAUUUCGCACUUCGAGUCAGUGCCGCAGGCUGGCACUCUGGUGCACUGGUAUUGGUCAACGAUGAGCUAGCAGAUCAGGCAUCUUCACGAUCGUUUGAGGAUCAGGCUUUCCCGCGACUGAGGCUUGCAGAUGGUACCGAAAUGCCGGGUACGAAGGAAUUUGACGAGUGGAAAGAGGGAAGACCAGAGUGGAACUUGAACAUAUCGGCUUGA
Molecule: messenger RNA, 1455 nt
Organism: Parastagonospora nodorum SN15
Lineage: Eukaryota; Fungi; Ascomycota; Dothideomycetes; Pleosporales; Phaeosphaeriaceae
Exons: 2
Coding region: 1-1455 (484 amino acids)
Cellular component (GO): cytoplasm
Molecular function (GO): guanyl-nucleotide exchange factor activity
Source: RefSeq, a predicted model, not a curated record